UCAGACUACUAUCAUCAGCUGUUGUAAGCACAGCAGCUCACUUGUAACGAAGCCGAUGACGAGUGCUCUAUCAAUCAAGUUCUUCCGAAGGAAGGAAGUACUCAGAUUCGAAUAAACCCGAAAUAUCGUUGAACAAUAAUCAUUAGAUAAACAAACUGAGUGUAAACGACGAUAUCAAUCUCCGUGCUGACAUGUUUCGAUACGAAACCCUUAAUCGUGACGAGGUGAAACGCUUCGAGACACCAUUCAAUGAAAAUUUCACUGAGGUGCACUUGGAGGACACUUCGGUUAAUCCGUCCGGGAACCCAUCGUGGAAACCGGUUCACUGCGUUAUGCCUUCCAUGUAUCAAAAAUAUGCGGACCGUAUUCGAGAGCUAACAGUUUACGAUGAUGACGUGUGGAUAGUGACGUUUCCGAAGGCUGGCACUACCUGGACUCAGGAAAUGGUAUGGCUGAUUCAUCACGAUUUGGACUACGAAAAGGCAUCCGCAGUCAACCUAACGGAAAGAUCUAUCUUUUUGGAAUUAUGCACCUUUUGUUCGAAUGUGGAUUUACCGGAUACUAUAGCUCAGGUUGAGCAUCUGCCCCGACCACGGCACAUUAAAAGUCACCUACCAUUAGCACUGCUUCCCAAGCAGCUUUGGAUGGUGAAACCGAAAAUUAUAUACACCGCAAGAAAUCCGAAAGAUGUCACCACUUCGUUUAUGCAUCACUAUAAAAAUAUGCACGGCUUCAAAGGUCCAAGAGAAGAUUUUCUGGAUGGAAUACUGGCGGAUAAACUAGUCUACUGCCCACAAAUUAAGCACGUUACCGAAUUUUGGGCUGUAGCACACCUCCCAAAUGUGCUGUUUUUAAACUUUGAAGACAUGAAGAGAAAUAUGCCCGCGGUACUGCGGAAAGUAUGUGACUUCUUCGGAAAAUCCUACAGCCCAAGUCAACUGGCGGAGUUGAAUACACAUUUGACGUUCGAUACUAUGAAACAAAACAAUUCUGCAAACAACCAGAUACUGGUGACGGGAAUCCAGGACGCUAUGGGGAUAACCAAUGAUUUCAAGUUCAUGCGUAAGGGUCAAGUCGGUGGCUACAAGGAUGAACUUCCAGCAGAGUUUAUCGACAAAAUGAAUAAUUUCAUUGAAGAACAAUUGCAGGGAACAACAUUUAAAUACAAAGAAUGAAACAAACUUUCCUUAAAACAAUGAUUG
Armigeres subalbatus is the source of this 1202-nucleotide messenger RNA. RefSeq names its product luciferin sulfotransferase-like. Gene Ontology annotation, biological process: sulfation. NCBI's taxonomy places the organism in Eukaryota, Metazoa, Arthropoda, Insecta, Diptera, Culicidae. The coding region runs from base 192 to 1175 and encodes 327 amino acids. Gene Ontology annotation, molecular function: sulfotransferase activity. Gene Ontology annotation, cellular component: cytoplasm. The transcript has 3 exons. The record is from RefSeq and is a predicted model, not a curated record.